UUUUGUGAUAGUGACUCUUGUGUUCGUUUGUUUUAUGAAUAAACGUCUGUUUAGAACGAUGUAUUAGUGAAAAAAAAGGAAAAUUUCAUCAAUCUAAGACGCUUAACUUAUAUUAAAUAAGUUGUUUUUUAUCUUAAUUAAAUUUAAAAAGUUUAGUGUAUACUUUGAAAACAAUGUCUGCAAGAAAGAGAGGGAUGCAAGUUACGGAUUCAAAGGAUGAGAAACGACAUUCCAGAAACUGUAGUGUUAAAAAGGGUCCUGGACAAUAUGAAGAGCCAGACGUUGUGAGUUCGAGCGAUGACGAACAAAUAAAUGAAGUAAAUGAAGAGAAUGAAGAGAAAGAAGAAAAAAUUGGCAAAGAUAAAACUUUGCAACUUAUUCUAGCAGUUCGUAAACGUCAGGCAUUGUGGGAUAAUCGACUUACAAAAGUGGAUCGAAAUGCUGCGAUACUGUUGAAAUUAUGGACCGAAGUCGAUGAAGAAUUAGGAGCGGAACCUGGUUCGUCAAAGACAACAUGGUCCAUUACUCGUCAUAAAUUUAGUGCUGAAAGACGUAGAGUUGAAAGUGGACAUCCUACCAAUUGGCAAUAUUAUCCUAAUCUUAGUUUUCUCAUUGCGACUCGUCCUUCAUCAGUUACAAAUACAACAUCACCGCAAACAUCGAGUUUACUAAUUGCAGAGCCAAGUGUUCGUCAACAACCAAAGAAAAAAAAAGCGGCGGUGAAUCAUCAAGUUAUUGAACAUUCAACGCAAAUAAUUCCAGUACCCGUUUCACGUGGACCAGUUAAAAAUAGUAGGCAAUCAGUUUUUAUGACAGCAACAAAUUCCAUUGACGAAAGAAUGAAACGUGAAUUAUCAAUUGAAACAUCAGAUUCAGAAGUUGAUGUUGUCGAAGAGAUAAAUAUGAGAAAUGGUUCAUUAUUGCAAAGGCAUAUGGACAAUCCAAUGUCAUAUAAAAGAGUUUGCAUUCGACAAAUGCAACAAACGCAAGUGCAAAAUAUUGACGAGGAUGAUGAGGACGAUGAAAUUAAACGCUUUUGUUCAUAUCUUGAAGUAAUGUUAAGAAAAAUGCCAAAAACAAAUCAAGAAUUAUUUUGCGAAGAGACAUUGGACAAUCUUGCUAAUAUGAAUCGUAAAUUGAGAAGAUCUAAUUAUUAAAAUAUAAACUUUAGAUAAGAUGUAAAAAAAAGAGUAUUUUAUUAUAAUAUCACAGUACAAAAAAAUUACAUUCUUUUUCUUUUUUUUUUUUAUAAAUUUUUUUUUUUAUAAAUAUAUAUUUUUAUACUUCGAAAAAAAAAAUGAAUACUUUACAGAAAUGCACUUACAAUCAAAGAAAUGUGCAUUUUAAGAUAUUUUAGUGCUGUUUUAUUUAAUCAAGAUUAAGAGAAUUUUUUUUUUUUUUUUUAUUUUGUUUUGAAAUAACAAAGAAAAGCUUGUAAACAGUCUAGUGUGUAUUCAUUUGUAAUAAAGAUUGUUAAAGUUUA
Messenger RNA from Leptopilina boulardi, 1483 nucleotides. RefSeq lists its product as uncharacterized. The record is from RefSeq and is a predicted model, not a curated record. Gene Ontology annotation, biological process: regulation of transcription by RNA polymerase II. Gene Ontology annotation, cellular component: nucleus; transcription regulator complex. The transcript is spliced from 4 exons. The coding region runs from base 174 to 1157 and encodes 327 amino acids. Lineage: Eukaryota; Metazoa; Arthropoda; Insecta; Hymenoptera; Figitidae.